Molecule: messenger RNA, 1431 nt
Organism: Trichoderma virens Gv29-8
Lineage: Eukaryota; Fungi; Ascomycota; Sordariomycetes; Hypocreales; Hypocreaceae
Exons: 5
Coding region: 1-1431 (476 amino acids)
Biological process (GO): L-tyrosine biosynthetic process
Molecular function (GO): NAD+ binding; prephenate dehydrogenase (NADP+) activity; prephenate dehydrogenase (NAD+) activity
Source: RefSeq, a predicted model, not a curated record
AUGGCUUCGACACAGACCAGCGUCCCGGCGGGGAUGGAAAACUUCACCGUCGGGCUGAUUGGCAUGGGCGACAUGGGUAGGAUGUACGCCGAGGGGCUGUCGGAAGCUGGCUGGAGUGAUGAAAAUGCUAGCUACCUUACUUUAACUUGUCUGAAAAAAAACAUACCCUUUCACACUUUUUUGUUGUUUCGACUCUUUAGAAUCCUGGCGUGCGACAGAGAAGAUAGAUACGAUAGCCUUAAAGAAAAAUACAAUGGCAAAAAGAACAUUGAGAUUCUCCCCAAUGGCCACUACGUAUCCCGCGCAAGCGACUACAUCAUCUACUCAGUCGAGGCGGCCAUUAUUGAUCGUGUGAUUGCUCAAUAUGGACCCUCAACCAAGAUGGGUGCCAUCGUCGGCGGCCAAACCUCUUGCAAAUCCCCAGAGAUCGAAGCCUUUGAAGCCUAUCUCCCAUCAGACGUCUACAUCGUCUCAGUCCACUCCCUCCACGGUCCCGGUGUCGACCCUUACAACCAACCCCUGGUCCUCAUCCAGCACCGCGCACCAGAUGAAGCUCUCCGUAAAGUCGAGACCGUGCUCAGCUGUCUCAGGUCCAAAUACGUCCAUCUCACAGCUCAGGAGCAUGAUCGUAUCACGGCAGACACCCAGGCCGUCACACACGCUGCGUUCCUGUCCAUGGGUAAGGCAUGGCAUGCAAACACGCAGUAUCCCUGGGAACUCAGCCGGUACGUUGGUGGCAUCGAAAACGUCAAGAUGAACAUCAUGCUGCGGAUCUACUCACAAAAGUGGCACGUCUACGCCGGCCUGGCGAUUCUCAACCCCGAGGCCCGCAAGCAAGUUGCCCAGUACGCCAAAUCCGUCACAGAGCUGUACAAGCUCAUGCUCGAGGGCAAUCUCGAAGGCCUCAAGGCCCGCAUCUACGGCGCCCGUGACCGUGUAUUCGGUCCUUCCAAGACAUGGGCCUCACGCCCUCUCCUCGAACCCUCCAUCCUCACAGCCUUCUCCCUCGGCACGCCCUCCCCUGAAGAGCCCGCCCGGCCAAACAACCACCUCUCUCUCCUCGCAAUGGUCGACUGCUGGGCCGCCCUCGGCAUCGUACCAUACGACCACAUGCUCUGCAGUACGCCACUAUUCCGGCUCCGCCUAGGUGUAACAGAGCAUCUCUUCCGUAACACGGAUAUGCUCGACGAAGCACUCCAGACAGCGGUCGACGACAAGCGGUACCGUAGCGAUGAUCUUGAGUUUACGUUUGCGGCGAGGGGGUGGGCUGAGUGUGUUACGCUGGGACACUUUGAGACGUGGGAAAAGCGGUUUGUGAGCACGCAGGAGUUUUUCCAGCCGCGGUUUGCGGAUGCGAAGAAGGUUGGUGAUGAGAUGAUGAAGAAGGUGCAGGCGAGUAUGGAGGAGGCUUUGAAGUUGGAGGAUAAGUGA